Messenger RNA from Impatiens glandulifera, 2456 nucleotides. Its product is annotated as protein IQ-DOMAIN 31-like. Gene Ontology annotation, molecular function: protein binding. Bases 229 to 2079 code for a protein of 616 amino acids. Lineage: Eukaryota; Viridiplantae; Streptophyta; Magnoliopsida; Ericales; Balsaminaceae. The record is from RefSeq and is a predicted model, not a curated record. The transcript has 8 exons.
UUUUCUUAAAGCGACUGUAGACCUAUCGAGACUGUGCUUACACGUAGAGAGAGAGUGAGAGAGAGAAGAGUGAAGAGAACGGGGAAAGGGAGGAGCGAGAGAGACGAGCAAUGGAGUGCUUCACUGCUGAACGUUUGUUCUUCAAGGAAUGAUAGAUUGUUGUUCUCAGAUCACAUACUCUUCAGAUAUAGGGCUUGGUUGAAGUGUUUCUGCAUAACAAACUAAACAAUGGGGAAAUCUCCUGGAAAAUGGAUCAAGAGUGUUCUUUUUGGAAAGAAGUCAGCCAAAUCCAGUUAUCCUAAGAAUGCUGCAAGUGAAAAAAGGACAUCUUUUGUAUCAAAUGCUGCAACGGUAGAAUCAACCUUGGAAUAUCCUGGGAUCUCAGAUGCAACACAUGAGGCCAGGAACCAAAAAAAUGGAAGUACAGAGUUGGAAAAUGGUUCUAGUACCAAUUUAGCUCGCGAUGCAGUUGAUAUAUUGCCUGGAGACCAAGGAACAAUUAUUGAAGCAGUAGGAGUUCUUAGUCCUUCUGAACAAACUGACAUUGUGAAGCUAGAGCAAGCUGCCACGAGGGCCCAGGCAGUUUUUCGUGGCUACUUGGCACGUAGAGCAUUUCGGGCUCUUAAGGGAAUCAUAAGGCUUCAAGCACUUAUAAGGGGACACCUGGUCAGGAGGCAGGCAGUUGCCACUUUACGUUGUAUCCAAGCUAUUGUGAAGUUUCAGGUCCUUAUCCGCGAUCAUCAAGUCGAAAUUUUGGAUACAUUGCCUGAGGAACCUAAAGGCUUGGACUUAUCUGGAAUAGAUUCAAUUUACAUCUCGGAGAAGUUCUCAAGGAAUGGUUAUUUUAUCAAGCUUAUUCAAUCUGGUCCCAUUAUGCCCCUGGUCCUUCAGUACGAAGAGGCAGAACCAAAUUCAGUUUGGAGUUGGUUGCAGCGCUGGUCAGUGUGCCGCUUCUGGGAACCACCAAAAGGAUUAAAGAAGGGUGUUGAAUUAAAGCAUCAAAAGAAGCAACGCAGCACACCGACUAUCGAAAGAGAAUCUUGGAGAUCAAAAAGAACAAACAAAGCAUCUUUAUCAAACGGUGACAGCACCAUAUCGCAAUCCUCAACCGACCAUGAGAAGUCUAAGCGCCACCAGAAGAAAACUUUGGUGGUCAGUCAAUCGGAAUCCACUCAAGAACACCCUCAAAGUGAACUGGAGAGGGUCAAGCGUAAUCUUAGAAAGGUUUCCCUGUCAGCUGAAGAAGCUCUUGAAAAGUCAGAAUCUGCAAACGAGAAGCCACAACGUAGGAAAAUGUCAAGCUCUCCUGCACCACUCGAUGCUUCUCAGAACGGAACUGAAAAUACCCCCGCCGCUGAGAAGAAGAAUGAGAUAACUUCACCGGCGCCUGAACAAACUCCGGUUGAACCAGCACCUCCUACAUUGGAGCCACUGGAAGAUGUUGAAUCCCAAUUGGAAGGUGUGGAAUCAUUGGAGAAGCAGCAAAUAGAUGGAGGAGAAGUGGUUCCUUCAAAGUCACUAGACGUGGUAGAACUGCCAACAGAGCCACUGACCCAAGAACCAGAUGAGUUGAUUGACGACGAGCCUACAAUGGAACAACCUCUUUCGGAAACUGAUAACAAUGUGGCCGACGGUAGUCCGAUCCCGAACGAAGAGCUACCGUUAAAAGAAGAUCAGAACAAGGAGAAUCAGAAAACAAGGAGAAGGAGAUCUCUGCCAGGGAAACAAGAACCAUCUCCGACGUCUCUUGAGAAUGUGUCGCAGAACAUCCCCACUACCUUGCCAAGCUACAUGGCAGCAACUGAAUCCGCAAAAGCAAAGCUCAGAGCUCAAGGAUUGGCUAAGGCGGCUGCUGCAGCCAACCAACAAGAUGCGGCUGUUGCGGCGGUUGAGAAUAACGGUUUUGUCAGGCGACAUUCUCUUCCAUCAUCUUCCACAAAUGGGAAAAUAAGUUCAUUGUCACCUCGGGUUCAGAGGCCAACAACCUUAUCUAAUGGAAAAGCAAGCACUCGAACUGACAGAUCCCUCAUGUCCUCCCGAGAUGAUAAGCAAGUCCAGCAGCCUGGGUGGAGGAGGUGAUUUUGAGGAAGAAGAAGAAGAGUUAUAAUAGAGAAGAGUAUCUGAAUGAAUGCCUAAUUGAGGUGUAAUACAUAAAAAAUGAGACUUUGAGGGGAAUCAUGAAAUAGCAGUCAGUUGUUGUUAUUGUUUGUUGUUGUUGUCGUCGUCUUUUGAUCGACGGGGAUAUAUUUGGUUAUUAUGUUUCAUUUGCAUGCUAGGAGGAGGGUUGUGUUUGUUGUCUGUUUCUUUGUUUCCUUACAGUGGGGAAUGUAUAGUCGAACUUAUACUUCUUGUGUGUGGUCUGGUUUGCCUUUGAAACCUCUCAUUCAUGCAUAUGCAUGUGUGCUUUGAUUGCUUUGUUUCUUCUUCUUCUUAUGAUUAUGAUUAUUAUUGUCUAA